This is a messenger RNA of Periophthalmus magnuspinnatus, 6430 nucleotides long. It is a transcript of the gene nup214, whose product is annotated as nucleoporin 214. Gene Ontology annotation, biological process: RNA export from nucleus; protein import into nucleus. Bases 137 to 5983 code for a protein of 1948 amino acids. Gene Ontology annotation, molecular function: structural constituent of nuclear pore; protein binding. The transcript has 36 exons. NCBI's taxonomy places the organism in Eukaryota, Metazoa, Chordata, Actinopteri, Gobiiformes, Gobiidae. Gene Ontology annotation, cellular component: nuclear pore. The record is from RefSeq and is a predicted model, not a curated record.
AGUGACAUUGUGACGCCAUUGAGCGGCGACGCAGCAGAGCGCGCAUUGGGUUUUUUUAAGAGAUGAAUGUGAGGGGUUUUUUAUAACACCAUAAUAAUUAUUUUUAACAAUUUGGCCAACAGCCGGUUGAUUCAAAAUGAGCGAUGACACAGAUUCUCCUCCGGAGAGGGAAAUGAAAGAUUUUCAGUUUCGUCAGAUGAAGAAAAUCCGAGUGUUUGAGGCACCUGAGGAACUGCCAAAAGACAGAUCCAAUCUCCUCGCAAUUUCAAACAAGUUUGGAUUUACUUUUGUGGGGUUUGGUUCAACAUUAAAAGUUUUUCUAACACAAGACCUACUGGAUGUUGAUAAAUCUGAUGGCAAGCCCAAUGAAAUAAUUGAAGGAAUUGCUGCAGUAGCAGAGAUUGCUGUGGGACUUCUCGUACAUCACAUAGCCCUUAGCUGCGAUGAAGUGACUCUGUCAGUAUGUGGAGUUUCUGACGAAGUUUUGUCUCUGGCAUUUUAUGAUGUCCGUACCUUCAUUAAUAAGAACAGAGCCCAGAAGUUGCCAUUUGCAGUCCUACAGCCGACAGUGCAACCAAAUAUUUUGGUGCAGGAUCUUAGAUGGAACCCAGUUGCAGCAUCUAUGCUGGCAGUUUGCCUUUCUGAUGGCAGCCUGAUGAUUUUGGAUGUUGGCGAAACUGUUGUAGUGCAAGGAAGCCUGCCAAAUUCCACAGGCAUCACAAGCAUUUGCUGGAGUCCAAAAGGAAAACAAAUUGCUGCGGGAAAAAUGGAUGCCACAGUCUGUCAAUACAUACCAACCCUUGAAGAAAAGAAACGAAUUCCUUGUCCAAACUUCUACACCCCUGACAACCCUGUUAAAGUUCUGGACGUGUUGUGGUUGAGGACAUUUGUGUUUGCUGUGGUUUACGCUGCUGCAGAUGGUUCCCCUGAAACUCCACCAGAUCUUGUAGUGGUUUCGUUGCCUAAAAAGGAGGAGAAGAUGGAGACAAAAUAUCUUAACUUCUCUGACCCCGUUUAUGGCAACUGCACAGAGAGGCAGCAUCACUACUUUCUCAGCCAAAUAGAGGACUGGGACCUGUUUUUUGCAGCUUCAGCAGCUUCUCUUGAAGUCUGUCCCAUCGCUCGGCAAGACGAUAAGAACUGGGAAUUGUGGAUUCUUGAGGAUUCUAGUCGGGCAGAACUUCCAGUGACCGAAACCAGUGAAGAUACCUUUCCUCUUGGCUUGGCAAUAGACUUCACAAACCAACAGGACAUUCGCAUAUCUGAUGAAAAGACCUUACCUCCAGCACCUGUAAUGCUGGUGCUUUCUACACAUGGGUUACUCUGCCCAUUCUCAUUGCUAAACCUCAACCCUGGGAUGAAGCAACUGGUAUCUCCUCCAACGCCCUUAUCCUUGGACGGGGAAAGGCUGCCUAAACCAGGUGCAGCUAUAUCUCAGAAGGCUCCUCCAUCAAUUGCAUCUGCCUCAACAGCAAUUACAGCCUCUGUUACACCCUCUCCUCCUGCCCCUGCAAUGCCCCCUGCUGCACCCUUCAGCACUGCACCUGCCGCUCCUGUGUCAUCUUCAGGCUUCACAUUCUCAGUUCCUUCGACUUGUGCCACUUCUGCUCCCUCAGCUUUCUCACUUGGUGCAUCUACAGCCUUUGGUUCAGGGGCCCCAAGCUUUUCCUUUGUUUCCAAACCCCCUUCUGAAACGCCCUCAGCACUGUCAGCGUUCUCUUUUAGUACUCCCUCCACCAAACCUUUGGCCGCGACCACAUCUGCGCCUUCACCGCAGACUGUUGCUACACCGCCUGCUGUUAAACUCAAUCUUAAUGAAAGAUCUUCCUCACUAGAGACAACCAAUCCAGCCCCACAGCCAUUUUCAUUUAUAUCAUCUGCUCCUAAAACGAUUGUCUCUAACUCCAGUAACUUCAUGGCCCCUUCAGUGCCAGCCCCCAAACCUCCUGCAGUGUUGGCCCCAGUGCGGCCAGUCCAAACCAGUACACCUGCCACUGUUGUCCAGAAGCCUACGCCAACAGCACAACCCCCAGCUCAGACAUCACAGGGUCCAGUUAGUGUAAAAUCCUUGGAAAAGCAACUACAGCAAAAGAAAGACUCUGAUCCCAUCAUGGCUGGCAUUUUUGAGGAGAUUGCGCACUUUCAAAAAGAACUUGAUGACCUUAAAGCAAGAAGUGCAAAAGGAGACUUUAAGGUUGGCACCAAUGAAGAGAUGAAGGAACUGAGGAAGGAGUCUGAGAACAUGCACGUUUUUACUCUGGAGAUAAAAGAAUCCACCGAAUCACUGCAUGGUGAUAACGGCAUGCUGAAGACUACACUACUGGAAGGAUUUGCUGGAGCUGAGGAGGCCAAAGCACAGAGUGAACUGAGCAAAGACCGAAAUUACAGACAUCUUCUGUACAAGAGACCUCUAGAUCCACGCAGUGAUGAACAACUGAAGGAAAUCCGUCGGUUGUAUAAUUAUGUCAUGUUUGCUGUGGAAGAUGUCAACGAUGUCUUGGAUGUUGAAUGGGAGAAACAUUUGGAAAAGAAGAAAAAGCAAAAGCAUAUGGUUGUACCAGGACGUGAAAGCCUUUUCACCACAUUAUCUAACAAUCAGUACAUUAUAAACCAGCAGAAGAACAGACUGGAUCAGUUAGUUAAACAACUGACUUCACUGCAUCUCUAUAAUAAGUCACAAUCUAUAACAAGCAGCACGUCAGCUACUACAUCUAGUAUGGAUGGUGAGCUAGAAAAUUUAAGGGAUGCACUUUUAAAAGCUAAACUGGAAAGCUCCCCAAAAGACACACCUAAAACCCAAGCCGCCAAGAUCUCACCUGUGAAACAAUCUCAGCUGCGCAACUUCCUUUCAAAGGGUCAAAUGCCACCUGUCCGAUCAACUGCACCAGCCAAUCUUUCACGCUCGGCCUUCCUUUCACCAAAAUACUAUGAAGACCUGGAAGAUGUGAGCUCUACAUCCUCUGUGUCCCAGUACAUGGAUCCUAACCCACGUCACUUAGAGCUGGAGGAAGAGGAGGAGGAAGAGGAGGAACUGCAGCAGGCGUCUUUACCUGUUAUCCCUCCCACGCUGUCAACUCCCCGACACCCCACAGUUGUGAGGACACCCUCUAUUCAGCCAGGCUUUGGUGCCAUUCAGUCUACUCCUUUAGCCAAGCUUCAGUCUUUGCAGGGUAUGAGCUUUGGACUAAGCCCUAUCCCGAGUCCAGUCCCAAGUAAUAAGAUAAAUCUCAGUGGUGCUGAAAGUACUGCACUUGCCACAAAGACUGUCAAACAUCUCCCAGAGGGGCGGACUCCUGUCCCCAUGUCUGCCCAGCAGGCUGCAGGGACUGCAGCGAUGCGCAGACAAAUGGCCAUUCAAAAGCCAGCUGCGAGCAGUGCAACAUUGACAGAAUCAACUCUAAAGACUGUUCCUCAGGUUGUAAAUGUCCAAGAACUGAAAGACAAAGGACCUGUCCCAGUUUCUUCUGUCAUUGGCUCAUCAGUAUCUAAUCCAGUAGCUCAAGUGGUUCAGCAGGUUUUGACUGCUGUGCCCUCUAAUCAAGUUAAACGAAUACCGUCUCAAGUUUCCCAGAUUUCUACUGACAAUGCGGCUAGUCCACAGACGGGUUUUGUUUUUGGGAUGCCUACAACUACUUCUGCAGCAGAACAAAACAACAGUAAAGGGUUCUCCUUUACCUCAUCCUCCACACCCUUCAGUUUUACAUCUGGUGCACAAGGAUCUGGAAAUUCACAAGCAAAAGAAGCUACUAGUAAAUUCUCAUUUGGAAGUAACAAAGCUGUCUUUGGUUCGACAUCUGAGGAGCAGUUUUCUCUCACCCCAAAGUCCACGUCUCCUGCUUUUGGUAAUUCAUCGGCUCCAAGCACCACAGUGGAAUCAGUCAAACCGCCUUCCUCCUUAUCAGCCCUUCUCAAGGAGCCACAACACCCCAAGACGACAACCGGAGAUACACUGGGUGUCUUUACAGAUAUUCGUUUAGGUCAAGGUGAAGCUAAAGAUACUCUCAGUAAACCUGCUUUCAGCUUUGGUGAGGGUGGACUUGAAACUGGAAAGGGAGCUGCACAGUUUAAUUUUGGGGCGGCCAUUCAGAAGACAAUUGAAGAGUCUACUGGAACUGAGCAACCCAAGGACAGUCUGUUUAAGCCUCCAGAUUCCACCACAAAACAGGCUUUCUCUGUUGCCCAGUCAAGCUCUAUAUCUGCGCCCUCACCAACAUCGUUUGUUAGUCUUCUCUCAAAGCCUUCCCCUUCAGAGUCUUCAAGUGACCCUAAAGCUCCAGCCCCAGUCUCUGAGCCCACACAGCCCCCUGAGAAACCAGCUGAGGCACCAAACCUGGAACCUGCCAAGACUGCAGUGCCUGAACCCGAAACAACAGAAACAACCCAGGAGGCUGCAGCCACUGCUCCUGUCCCGGACAAUUCAGCACCUAGCCCUGCACCCCCUGCAGCAGAGGCCCUUCAGACCUCCGCUAGCCCUGCCCCAGAGCCCUCCUCUGCUGUGGCACUUCCCACUCCAGAUCCUGCUCCCAUAUCUGUGGCCCAAACCACACCCUCACAGACGAUUACUUCUGAAACACCUGGCUCUAUAUUCACCCAGCCUCUACCUGCUACCACAGACAGUACCACUGUGAUAGCUGCACCAGUCAUCAAUACUGUUGCCACUACAGCAACCACACCGACCCCCACUGCUGUAAUCACUGCCACCACCACGGCACCUGUUUCUGUGUUUGGGCAGCCUGCUGCCACACCCACCUCUUCAGCCGCCGCUGUGCCGUCAACCGCGGCACAGCCCACGGCUUUCACUUCGGCUGGAUUUGGUUCCGGAGUUGGCACAGGAUUUGGCGCUCCUGUGUUUGGCCAGGUCAGUGGCUUUGGUCAACCUGUCAGUAGCUCUGGAGCCUCUGGUGGCUUUUCAUUUGGCCAAACUUCAUUUGGUGCAAGUCCAAACACAAGUACAAGUGGUGGUCUUUUUGGAGUUUCUACAGCGAGCAAUGUGAGCUCCUUCUCCUUUGGAACUAGCAAUGCUAACACUUCUAGCAGUGUUAACACUGCUAGCAGCACAGGGACCGGGCUUUUUGGACAGAGCACAGCCACUCCAGUGUUUGGUCAGAGCUCAGGGUUUGGCCAGGCGUCUGUAUUUGGAAGCAACACGACAACGUCCUCCUCAUCAGGGUUCAGCUUUGCCCAACAAUCAGUGUUUGGUUCCAAUGCCACACCGGCUUUUGGCCAACAAACUAACACUGGCAGUGUUUUUGGACAGCAGCAACCCUCCACUGGCGGUUCCCUGUUCGGCUCCACGGGCAGCACCACUGGAUCCUCUGGUGGAGGCUUCUUCAGUGGACUUGGAGGCAAACCCAGUGAAGAUGCCGCCAAUAAGAACCCAUUUGGUUCUGCAGUUUCCACUGUAGCCUUUGGGCAACCUGCACAGACAGGGAACAACAGUCUGUUUGGGAACAGUGGAGCCAAGGGCUUUAGUUUUGGACAGUCUGCUUUUGGAGAGCAGAAAUCUACUGGGACUUUUUCUGCAGGAGGUGGAAGUGUGGCAGCACAAGGCUUCGGCUCCUUCGCUUCCCCAACAAAACCAGGUGGCUUUGGAAGUGCGCCCGUGUUUGGUAGUCCUCCUUCUUUUGGCGGUUCACCUGCGUUUGGCACUGGGGCAUCUUUUGGGACGGCUCCCUCUUUCAACAGCCCUCUGGGGUCAUCUGCUGGCAAAGUGUUUGGAGAAGGAACAGCUGCUUCAAGCAUGGGAGGAUUUGGCUUUGGCAGCUCUUCCAACGCCCCCACAUUCGGUGCACUUGCUAAUCAGAGUGCCCCUUCAUUCGGGGGUCUAACCCAGCAAGGGUCCACCUUUGGAACUCAGCCUAGCAGCUUCUCAGGCUUUGGGCAGCAGCAGCAGCAGCAGCAGCAGCAGCAGAGCGGAGGAUUUUCUGGAAACGCUUUUGGAUCUUCAAAUCAAUCAAAUUCAACAUUCAGUGGCUGGAGAUAGUUGGUUAUAAUUGACAAAGUUUUGUUAAGGCAAAUGUAUUUGUAUAGCACAUUUUAAAAACCACAGUUGACCAAAGUGCUGAUCGUGCAGCAGUGAAUCUCAAUGCACCUCAUGAAACGACGACACAUUGGGAGAUGCUGCGCUGUCACUGUUUGCUAUAAUUUGGCUCCUUGAAUUUUGAAAAACCUAACUUUUAAACUUGUUACUUAUGUUUUUCCUUCCACAAACUUGGUUGGUUUUUUUUGUGAAACUUACAGUGGAACAUGUAACAUUUUGGUUUGCAGUUUAAUUCAUGUGCCACUUAUUCGUCUGGAUCACAUACUUUAUUCUGGUUUAUAAGAUUCAAUGUAAAAAACUUGUUCUUUUCAUGCCAUGUUUCUUCAUGUUAAUGUAGAAAAAGUUGCCUAGAAUAAUUGUAUUUUAAUAAAAUGACAGCUUUAUAAACCC